AUGAACUCACAGCUUGGUACUGUCAAGUCUGAGGAACCCUCCCGUCAGCUACAGCAGGAUUCCUCAGAGAAGCCGGCGAGCAUUAAUUCUUCGACUGCUCCCCGGUUAGACUCGUUCAAUACGUUCAAUUUGGGGAAUGGUUUCAUCUGCCCUCCGGUUAACUUGGAUGUAGCUGAUCGAAACCACCCUCUGGACAAAGUUCAGUCAGAAACAAAACCAGCUACCACUGAUCAUAAUUUGCCACCUGCCAAGUUGAAGUCAUCCAAAAUAUCACUGGCCAGCAUUAUCAACCCUCCUGAUCCUGAAAUCACUGCGUUCUCCAGUGGGUUACUUAUAGCUCCCCGUCCUCCAAGUACUGCAUUAUCCAUCCACGAAUUAACGAGCAAUCCAGAGCCAGUCAAGCAUGCAAGAAUAUGGGAGUCAACGCAAUCUAGCCCCAAACCGAUAGCUCAGAAACGAAAGUCACCUGAAAAGGAGGAUCUUGUUUCUACAAAAGCACCGUCGACUCCAACUGGCCCUGAACCAAAAAAGAGAAAACAAAAGACGACUACAAGUAAAGACACAGCAGUAACAGCAGGAUCAGCAGAAACGGCGACUAAACCGGUUCCUCCUAUUCUUUCGAAAACGCCUAGCGUAAAGUCUACCACCAAGAAUGCCACGAAACAGCCUACGAAACAACCUACAAGACCAAAAAAGAAAAGUCAAAAUACAACGCCAAAAUUAAUAUCUGCUACAACGGGAGGUACGAACACGGCGGCAAUAGGACCAAAGUUGCAAGGUUCUACUUCUGUGGACGAAAAGAAAACGAAUUCCACUGCUACCAGUACUACACAGCAGAAAUCACUGGUAGAGCUACCCGUUCCAUCACUUUUGGACACUGAAUCAAUCAAAGGAAAGAAUAUACCAGCUGAGGAACCUGUGGUUGCUUUGAAUAUUCUUUUAUCCGAUUCCGACAAACCCAAUCCUGGAUCGGCUCAACUGGUGUUCAACCUCAUGAAAGUUUGCGAAGAAAAGUAUGGAUUUAAGGCUAUGCAUCCAAAUGCCAAAUUCGUGGUCGAAUCUGACGAGGAUGACGAUGAUAUAGCGGAGGACGAUGAACAGACAGAAACCGACACCAAAGAAGUAGCUACUCCUCCUCCUGCGAUUCCCAAAACACCAGUUGCGGCUCCCAUUAGAGAAGACUAUAAUGAUGCUGAGCGACGACUUCGAAACCAAAAUAGAAAAAUUGGUAAGUACGACAUAAUGGAUCCGUUCAUUGACGAUUCAGAACUGCAAUUUGAGGAGGAGAGAGCUGCUACAAAGGACGGAUUUUUUGUCUAUUAUGGACCCUUGAUUGAAGAAGGUCAAAUGGCAAGAAUAGAACGGGCAGACGGCACACUCAAAAAAGGAACUCAAGGGACCAGCUCUCGUGGAAAAAAAGUGUCCAAGAAGGCAACUACUAGUACCUCAACGGGCAAUAUCACUCAAAAAAAGACAGUUACUCAGUCUACAGCGCCUCAAGCAGUAGCGCCUCAAGCAAUAGCUCCUAAAGAGGAUAAACAACUGCUGGGCAGUGUUUUGGCAAAAGAUUAA
This is a messenger RNA of Komagataella phaffii GS115, 1572 nucleotides long. RefSeq lists its product as uncharacterized. The transcript has a single exon. The record is from RefSeq and is a predicted model, not a curated record. The coding region runs from base 1 to 1572 and encodes 523 amino acids. NCBI's taxonomy places the organism in Eukaryota, Fungi, Ascomycota, Pichiomycetes, Pichiales, Pichiaceae.